Molecule: messenger RNA, 561 nt
Organism: Vicia faba (fava bean)
Lineage: Eukaryota; Viridiplantae; Streptophyta; Magnoliopsida; Fabales; Fabaceae
Source: the annotation of a GenBank genome assembly
AUGAAGAAUAUUCUUAAGAAGUUUCAGAUAAUGUCUAAGAAAUCAGAAAAUGAACAAGGGUUUUCUUCAUUAGAGGGAAACAAGUCCAAUCAUGGUUCAGUUUCAUCUUCUAAGAAGCUUAAUAGGAAGAGUCAUAGUUCUACAUCUUUGAAUCAAGGAAAAUUUGAGAGGAUGGAACCAUCUGACACUGGGAGAAGUGUUGAUUUGAGUGUUGUUUCGGAUUCGGGUAGGCGCGAUUUGGGUUGUCGAGAAAAGGUUUCCAGGGAUCCUGAAGUAGAGGAAGAGUAUCAAUUGAAACUGGCUUUAGAGAUGAGUGCUAAGGAGGAUCCUGAGGCUGUGCAGAUUGAAGCUGUUAAGCAGAUUAGUUUGGGGUCUUGUGAUCUGGAUAAUUCACCGGCAGAAAUUGUGGCAUACAGAUACUGGAAUUACAAUGCUCUUGGUUACGACGACAAAGUCAUGGAUGGAUUCUAUGAUCUGUAUGGGAUCUUAACCGAGUCAAAUGCAGCAAGAAUGCCUUCCCUUACGGAUCUUCAAGGAAGACCAAUCUCAGAAAGCACUUGA